AGGACACGUAGAGCUUUAAUUUUUCGGCAGUUACUUUUGUUGAAAGGCCGGAAACUGACUAUCAUUAAUAUUUAAUCAUGGAUUAGUAGUUUAAUAAUAUAGAUAUAUUAUCUGCUUUUUUUGACGGAUCGUACUUACCAGGCAUUAGACGUAGUAGCCCGUUGUCUGCUGAGUCAUCGCAUGGAGGUUCGCUUGAAAGUGAGUCAGUCCAUUUAAGACCGGAGUCAUUUGUUUUGUAGAUUGCGAUGUUGACUUUACCACAAAUGCAAAUAUGAUUUAUGAAGGGCCGCAUACCGUAAGUUGUCGACCAGAUUUUGUGAUCGAGCAAUUCAGUGCAACGUGCCAGUGUAUGGAUUUUCUAUUCUAUAAUCUAUACUCAUUAUUAAAGCUCAGGUACAAUGUGAUCUAUCAGAAUUCCGUGGAAAAGCUUCGUGAUUUACCGUACAUUCCUUUUCAGCUUUGCACAUGAUUACUUAAUAAUACAAUAAUUUAUAUGCCCGUAACUGUUUCUGAGGUUUAUGAGAGACUGGUGUGAUAUUAGCAUUUCGAUCUUAUCGUUGUGUUACAUUUGUGAUAAGUGCUUUAUAAUCUGCUCGGAGACUGUUUGUGUUGUUUGUUUUGGCCGGGCGUUUAAUAUUUUAUUGGAAUUUGCUGGCCAUAUUUGGGGGUGAUUUUACAUACUCACCGUGCAGUCCUGCUGUCCACUGUUUGGAACUUUGGUUGAACGAUUCUGUACCGAUUUGCCCCAACUGAUGGUAAACUGUUAACCAUGGAUCCCGACAUGGAUAACAAUGGUGAUGUCCACCCCAAUUUAUCCCCGAUGCCCACCGCAUCCGCAUCGGGCGGUUCUUCGCGAAGCGUGAAUGAGCCAAAAACGAAGCGAUCAUCAUUUCAGAAUUUGACUCGCAUGACAUCACUGCGCAGCGUCCGCCUUAGAUCGUUAAGCUCCGGUGUAAAGCGAUCCCAGGGCGCCGUUGCCCAGUUUCUGGGAGUUCAGCAUAUUCCCGAAGAACAGCAGGAUGAGCGCAAAGCGAUGUGGGAAGUCAGACGGGCUCAGUUGGGCCGUCGACUGGGAGCGAAGCCCAAAUCACCGGUUCGCUUGGCGGUGCAGGGACCGGACAAUAUCGAUGGCCAGGUCGGUCCAACCAUAACGAGUGAUGAUGAACGGAUCCGCAACGCUUUGCGAGCUUUCCGGAAACCAUCAGCCGUGGAAAUGGCUUGGAAGAGAAUAAGUCGAAAAGCGAGAGAACGACCGGAAGUGGAGGGAAUGGGACCUUCCUCCAUGGUCACUACUCCGAUGCCUUCCACGGGCCGGCCGACCUUUGGAACGAUGGCUAGCUUUCCUGGUCAGCGUAUCGAUGAAAUUCCAGAACUACGGGAGCUGGAGCCGGCCGAUGUCACAAUAAGACAUGAAAAGUUUUUCGAUCAGGCCACCGGACCUGUGGAAGAACUGUCUGGUGAAUUUCGCUUUACACCAUUUGCUGUGCACGCUGCUCCUUCUCCCCCUAAAGAAGAACCUGCCCAUGCUCCCCCGACCGAAGCUACGACAUUGUUGAAAGGGAAGGCCUUAGCCCGGGCAAGAGAUUUGCGAGUGGCUAUCAGUGCACCACAACCUCCUCUGGCGCCCAUUGCCAAGCCGGAAACAGCGGAAAUCACAGAUGGAACUACGGAUACAGCCAAAAAAAUGCUCGGAGUGCCCGCGCCGGGCCGAGAGAAAUCGAGAUUUUUUGGGAUGAGCAUUUUGUUACGAUGCUGUAUGAGGCCUUUCCGAAAGGAUCUUGAUAAAGCCACACAAGAGCAGUUAUACGAACUGCUUGAUCACAGGCCAUACUUUACUUACUGGGUAACGGUAGCGCAGAUUUUGAUCCUUGUCGUGUCAGUUGCCGUGUACGGCUUUGCACCGGUUGGAUUCGACUCCAAGCAGCAUUCAUCACUGAUAUUGGAAACUAGCCUUGCACUUGAAACGGUUGACUACUACGAACCGGAGAAUUUUUGGCUGGGUCCACGUGCGGCUCACUUAAUACACCUGGGCGCUAAAUAUGCACCUUGUAUGCGCCCUGAUGACGAGAUUAACAAAAAAAUUGCAUUUCAUCGCGAACAAGAGAACCAAACUGCAUGCUGUAUUAGCAAUGACAAAUCUGGAUGUGUACAGAGUACAAAAAAUAAGUGUUCGAGCACGAUGGCAACAUUUGCCAAAUGGCCGGACACUGAUUCCAGUGGUCGCGUAUCCGGUUCCGUAUGCGGAUUAGAUCCACGAUACUGCGCUGAUCCACCGUCGACGGGUAGUCAAAAAUGGCCGGAUGAUAUUACAAAGUGGCCGAUAUGCAAGAAACAGAUUGACAACACGAGUAAGAUUGCCUGGCCCCAGCACAUGCAGUGCGAGGUGGUGGGUCACCCCUGUUGUAUCGACACUCAAGGUGGUUGCCGUAUCACAACGCGUGAAUAUUGUGAUUUUGUGCAAGGCUACUUUCACGAGACCGCUCUCUUAUGUUCACAAGUGUCUUGCUUAGACAAAAUAUGUGGUAUGCUACCGUUUUUUGACCCAGAAGUGCCGGAUCAGUUUUACCGGUUGUGGACUGCCAUAUUCCUGCAUGCUGGGUUUGUGCAUUUGGCCAUAACAAUUCUGUUCCAGUAUUAUAUUAUGCGAGAUACGGAAAAACUGACGGGAUGCAUCAGGAUGGCCAUAAUUUACAUCAUGAGCGGAGUGGCUGGCAAUCUGGCCAGUGCAAUAUUUACUCCCUACGUUGCAGAAGUCGGUCCAUCUGGUUCCCAGUUCGGCGUGUUCGCUUGUGUUAUUGUUGAGAUAAUCUAUUCAUGGAAACUGGUGGAUAAGCCAUGGGUGCCUUUAUUGAAAAUGUUGUUAAUUGCCUUGUUUUUGUUCAUAAUUGGUCUCUUCCCGUGGACGGAUAAUUAUUCGCACAUCUUCGGAUUUAUUUUUGGUUUUUUGUUGUCCUUGGCGCUGCUGCCAUACAUUGCCUUCAGCGAACGAGAACGGAAGAUAAAAGUGUGGAUCAUAGUAAUUUCAGUUCUCGUUGCCACUGGAUUAUUUGCAGUGCUCAUUGUGUUGUUCUAUAUCCACCCCAUUUAUAACUGUGAAGUGUGCUCAUAUUUUAACUGCAUUCCAUGGACCAGCACGUUUUGUGACUAUCAGAAGAUUAUUAUCAAGGAUAAGGAGGACAGGUUUAAUACGAGGGAAAACCUGAUAAAGUUGGUGACGGCUUCGCCAUAGGCUGGCAUAUUCUGCCCCUAUUGUUUCCCCUUUUAUGUGUGCAUUUUCGUAUCUUCUGGUUGGUUUUUAGCUUUGGGCAGCUGACUAUGUUUGUUGUUGAUUGUUUACGACAUACCAAAGCGAGUGCAGCUAGGCUGGCCACAGGCCGCUGUUAAUUUAAUAAGGAGCGUCUUUAUGUUUUUAUUUGUAAGGUAUGAUUUUUUUAGCAUGCUGUUUUACCGUUCCUGAUGAGAAUAGGACGUCUUUCACUGUUACUGGGUUGGUUUUACGAUUAUCUUAUUUCUUUUUAUAUUGAUAUGAUAUGAUUCAAUUAAAAACCCGAGGUCGA
Paramacrobiotus metropolitanus is the source of this 3557-nucleotide messenger RNA. Its product is annotated as inactive rhomboid protein 1-like. Gene Ontology annotation, molecular function: serine-type endopeptidase activity. The transcript has 12 exons. The record is from RefSeq and is a predicted model, not a curated record. Gene Ontology annotation, cellular component: endoplasmic reticulum membrane. Gene Ontology annotation, biological process: regulation of protein secretion; regulation of epidermal growth factor receptor signaling pathway. Bases 770 to 3229 code for a protein of 819 amino acids. NCBI's taxonomy places the organism in Eukaryota, Metazoa, Tardigrada, Eutardigrada, Parachela, Macrobiotidae.